AUGGCGCAAUUAGGACCCAUGGGAAUUCCAACAGAUUAUAUCGUGUUAGUGAUCGAUACAUCUGACAGCGUGGACGCAACAGAUUUGGAGGAAGCCAUAGACUUCAUCUAUAACGUCACAAAAUGGAUAAAAAUAGGUACUCAGGACAUUCAGGUGGCCGUGGUAACUUACGCAAGUGACGUCAAAGAGCAGUUUGACUUAGAUGACUAUGUUGUAAAUUCUACAUUACUGAACGCCAUUGAACAGCUAAAAACAACUCUAAGGACAGGGGGAGGAACAUACACUUUCGACGCCCUCACCUACGUCAAAACUACGUCAUUUCUUUCCAUGCGUGGUGCCAGAAAUAACUCCAUGAAAGCCGUUCUAGUGAUGACAGAUGGGCAAUCAACGAACUAUCCUCUAACUGUAAGAACAGCCAAUGAUCUGAGGUCGGAUUUAAAUGCAGAAGUGUUUGCAAUCGGGAUCGGGAGGGAUUCCAAAAGGAAUCCUGAGAUUCAGGGGAUAGCGAGCGAUCCCGAUUCUUAUUACGUGUAUUAUGUAGACUCCUUUGACUAUCUCUGCAGUGUCGUGCCGACCCUCGUACCAAAACUAGAUCCCGAUGCUGGUCAGGGAAUUUCCACUUGCCCGACAGAACCAGAGGUGACAACCCCCACAAUAGCCAAGGCUUCUUCGAACUCUGAUGUCAUCAUUGCUACCGUUGUAAUAGUUGCAGUUGCGCUUCUUGCUGCCACUAUUACAUCCGCUGUUAUCAUUGAGAGAUCCACGCGCACUUCACCCUAUUUGUCUCUCGAGAGCCAGAUCUCCACCAUUGUAAACCAGUAUGGAAACGCACCUCUUGGGGAAUCCCCAUCUAACUUCGACUCCUCCCAACUUUCAAGCACACCAGACCUGGGACCUCGCGAAAUAAAUCUGGACAUAGUGUCCCCCACUGAUCUCCCUGCUCGUCUGGAUCCACUCCCUAUCCGCAAUCUGGAACUACUUUAAAAACA
Saccostrea echinata is the source of this 989-nucleotide messenger RNA. RefSeq names its product collagen alpha-1(XII) chain-like. The record is from RefSeq and is a predicted model, not a curated record. NCBI's taxonomy places the organism in Eukaryota, Metazoa, Mollusca, Bivalvia, Ostreida, Ostreidae. The transcript has 5 exons. Bases 1 to 984 code for a protein of 327 amino acids.